Molecule: messenger RNA, 1131 nt
Organism: Didymosphaeria variabile
Lineage: Eukaryota; Fungi; Ascomycota; Dothideomycetes; Pleosporales; Didymosphaeriaceae
Exons: 1
Coding region: 1-1131 (376 amino acids)
Biological process (GO): carbohydrate metabolic process
Cellular component (GO): extracellular region
Molecular function (GO): cellulose binding
Source: RefSeq, a predicted model, not a curated record
AUGUUCUCCAAGACCCUCCUCGCUUCUUCGCUCAUUGCGGCUGUCUCCGCUCACCAGAACUUCCACCAGUUCUGGGUCAAUGACGUGACUCCCGGCUACCAGGUCGGCGUUCGGAUGCCGCCUUCCAACAGCCCUGUGACCGAUGUCACAAGCGAAGACAUGGCCUGCAAUGUCGACGGACAGACUGGUGUUGCUGACACCGUAGCUGCCGCCGAGGGCGACACCAUCAAGGUUCAGUGGGAUCAGUCCGGACACCCUGGACCUAUUACCCACAUGCUCUUCGGCCCCGUUGACAGCGCGAAGGCUGCCACCGGCGUUGGUUCGUGGUUCAAGAUCGACGAACUUGACUACGUUGACGGCAAGUGGGCCAACGAAAUCAUGGGCGCCGCCAACAUGACGCACGAAUUCAAGCUUCCCACUGGCCUGCCCAGUGGCGAGUACCUUCUCCGCUCGGAAAUGCUUGCGCUUCACGGUGCGCAGACUGUCGGUGGAGCCCAGUUCUACAUUGGCUGUGCUCAGCUCAAGAUCACUGGUACCGGCAGUGACGGUGCUUGCGGUCCCACCAUCGAGCUCCCUGGCGCAUACAACGCUGAGGACGCUGACAUCUACAUCCCCAACGUCUACAACGGCUUCGACCCCACCAACUACACUGCCCCCGGUGGCCCAGUCGCCAGCUGCGAUGGCUCGGGUUCCACCACCCCAGUCUCGUCCAAGCCUUCCAACGUCACCACGCCUGCGACUUCUGCUGCCGCUGCCUCGAGCGUUGCUCCUGUGUCCACAAGCGUGAGCCUCGCUUCGAACGUUGCCGCUAUCUCCAGCGUAGCCGCUCCCGCCUCGAGCGCCGCUGCCAUCUCAAGCGCCCCGGUCGCCAGCGCCACUGGCUACGCAACUGCUGCCCCUGGCGGUAACAACACUGCCAUCCCCAGCUUUGCUGCUCCCAGCGGUUUCAAGACCUCAGUCAUUGCCGCUCCCACCAAUGGCACUUCUCCCUCUGCUCCUGGCUCCACUGGCUCUGCCGGAAGUGUCAAGAAGUACGGCCAGUGCGGUGGUAAGACAUACACUGGCGCUACAAGCUGCGAGAGCGGCUCUACCUGCACUGCCAUGAACGACUUCUACUCGCAGUGCGUCUAA